AUGCCGGCCCCGUACUCUGACAACCUGUACUCGGCCAACGACUCCGAUUCUGACCAGACCCCGGACGACGACCUCGAUGACCACCUGUCACCCACUGACGGCUACUUCCAGAGCAGCACAUCGUCGUCAGCCGCCGCCAUCUACCCUCCGCAACAACAGGCCCAUGGUCACUACAGUCAGGACGACGUAAUCGCCGCGACUACCUCCCCCACGUCCGCUGGCGUGCCGCAUGUGCCCAACGUUCUCGUUCAGGACCCGUCGCUGCGUCUGCAACAAGAGGCGUCCUCCUCUUCCGCCUCUAAGAAGGAUCGCGAAGCAAGGGAGGAGACAAGGUUAAACUCGUUGCCUGUUGAUAGGAUCUCGUCACCCGCCGCGCCCGUUGACGAGCAUUACUAUUACGACGACGGGGUCUCCUCCACCGCCGCCGACAGCGAGGCGACGCCAUCGCACACGACAACAGCGACGACCACAGCAUACACUUACACACCCUCCCACACCGCCCUGAGCUCGUCAUCUUAUACACCUUACGCGCCCUCCGCCGACGCUCCCCUGCGUACUCCUCAGACUCACCCCAUAAGGAGUCGGUACUCGCACCCGGCGUCGCUAUUCCAUAUACCCAGAGAGGCACCUCCUGCUUACACGCCGUCGCCCACGUCCCCGCUGGCGUCAUCCCCCACAGAUUUCAGGAACUACCAGACCUUCACGUCCAACAUGGGAGCCCCCGAGGAAGAGGCGCGCUUGCUGGGCCGCGACCCUGAGAGCAUGGGCGGCGAGCCCUACGAUGGCGACGAUGACCCGAGGCCGUCUCCGUCGUGGAGGCAAAGAGCCCUCAAGAAGCACUCGUGGGCCUCGAGGCGGACCUUGAAAAUGGCACUUCUUGCUGCCCUGGUCUUUUUCACCGUGUCGGGAUUUCUCAGCAUGCUGGUCACAAGUGUCAGAAGUAUGCCGUCUGAUAAGUCACCUUCAAAGCAGCCCGUCAAGGAGUAUGACCCCGUCACUGGCCUGCCCAUCAAGGACGGCCCGUCCCAACCCAACGAGCCCUCUCAACCAGGCCAGCCUUCCAACUCCAUCCCCUGGAAGCCCUCGAGAACCUGUCUCCAGACAGAGCACCGUUUCGCCCCCACGGUCUACGACCUGUCCUUCACACCAGACAAGACCCUGAGCGUCCUCCAAGGCGUCGAGUCUGAUGCACCAUCCCGCGGGUUCCAGCCCCAAGUCUCGGGCGACUUCGUUGUUCGGCGCCAACAAGGCAACGCUCCGGGCCCCUCCGUCGAGCUCGAGGUCGUCGCCAACGACGCGGCCCUUGACGUCGGCGUCGAGUGGGACUCGGAGCACCAAGAGCUUUUAAUCAAAACCCCGCAGCGCAUUGAAUGGAACCGCUCCCUCCGGCCCUGCAUCGCCCUCCGCGCCACCAUCUGGGUACCCGAGAACGCCGAGCUGUCCCACCUCUACCUCGCCGCGACCAACGUGGGCGUCAAGCUCGCGGGUGACCUCUCCAUCGUUGUCGAGAAUGGCUUCGAGAUUGCCACCAUGUCUGGCGACGUCCACAACCUCAUGGAGCCUCAGGACGCGCACCGUCUCAACUCACGCGAUAUCGUCGUUAGGACCAUGUCUGGCGACAUCACGGGCUCAUGGCCGCUCUACGACUCUCUAAAGAUCGCCUCCGACUCGGGCGACAUCCAUGUGGGCGUCACCCCCCAGCAGGUCUCUGAGUCCAAGCCACGCCCCGCUGUCCUCGAAGUCAGCACCAUCUCGGGCGACAUCACCGUCAAGGAACCCCUCGAUGCGGCAGUGCAGAGCAGCAAGCCCGAUACGGUUGUCCCGCCGCGCGACUACAUCACCACACUCGAUACCAAGUCCGGCGGCAUCAGAGCCUGGGUCGCCUUCAGCUCCGCCGCGGCCAUCGAGAGCAUCAGCGGCGACAUCGCAGCCGAGUUCUUGCCCGUGUACAACAUCAGCCUGCUGCAAUCCACCAAGGUGUCCGAGCUUCACACCAAGACUAAGAGCGGCGACGUUGCCGUUAAGGUGCUGGAUCCCAUCUGGGUCGAGAUCGCGGGUACCGAGGGCGCGCCCAGCGUUGAGAAGCCGAGGGUCAACCCCGACGAGCCCGUCGAGAUUCCGACCAACCCCUUGCCCAUACCCAACAUCCCCAAGAUCCCUCGCAUGCCGGGAGCCCCCUUCAUUCCCGACUUCGGGAACCCGUACAAACGCAUCCCAGUCCCAGCCGGCAGAUGGACCGACGCAUGGCCCAUCAGACGCUCCUCUUCAGCCGACGCCGCAACCCAGACCGACGAGCGCACCGUGUCGACUAGCGAACGGCCGCCGAUGCGCCACUUCAAGUCCUCCCACGGUAGCGUCAGCGGAGACAUGGAGAUUCGAUACCCGUCCUCGUGGGAGGGUUCCGCUACGGCCGAGAGCAUCAGCGGCAAGAUCUCCAUCCGCGGCAAUGACGUCCACAUCGACAGCAGGACGCAAUGGCCCAAGGCCGUCCACGCACACAAGGGCCAAGCCUUGAACUGCGAAGUCUCGCUGGGCAGCGUCUCUGGGGGGGUGGACCUCAUCAUUGGCGAGGAAACGAAGGCGAUGUAG
Colletotrichum higginsianum IMI 349063 is the source of this 2589-nucleotide messenger RNA. RefSeq lists its product as uncharacterized. The transcript has 2 exons. Bases 1 to 2589 code for a protein of 862 amino acids. The record is from RefSeq and is a predicted model, not a curated record. NCBI's taxonomy places the organism in Eukaryota, Fungi, Ascomycota, Sordariomycetes, Glomerellales, Glomerellaceae.